CUGUCAGGUUUGCUACUGGGAACUCAGCAGUUCAAGGUACAAAAAAUAAAGUGAAGUGGAGUAAACCUGUGCCUUUUGUUAUCGUUGGUUAGUAUUUUAAAAUUGUCAAUAUUGUGACAAUGCGCAGUUGAAAAUAAUAAAUAGAUUCAAAUAUACAAACACAAGGAAUUUAAUUUUAUCAUCAUUCUAAAAUAUAUAAAUAGAAGAAAAUAUACAUACGCAGAGGUUAAGAUUGUUCUAUAUAUCCCAUUAUAUUUACUUAUCAUUGUCAAUGUCAUCAAUGAAAACUCUAUUAAUUAAUACAUAUCACUGUUGAUUUUCUUCUGACAGCUCAACUGUCAUUUGCGAAACCGGGAAAUUUUAUAAAAUUUUAUAAGAAAUUUAUUGUGAAAAUGAAUGUUUCAAAUUCUGUGGAUAAUUUUCCAUUGCCCAUCAAAGAUAUGCCCGAGUCCUGGUUCAAAGAUGAGCAAAUGAAUGCGAUGUUCGCAGAAUUUCGGAGUCGUUCCGUAAAUCCCCAAGAUUGGGAUUCUAAAUAUAAAUUUUGGCAAGAAUUAAUUUCAAAAUGGCUGAGCUUUAAUAACAAAUGCAGUUUCACAAUUACUGAUCUUAAAUCGAUAUUUAAAAGAAAAGGAUGUACGCCUCUGUGUUUAAAAACUGUUCUUGAAGAAUUACACAGAAAUCGGGAAAUCGUCACGGAAGAUGAAUUUUUGUAUGACCAAAAUUCUUGGACCUCUUGGCUAGUCGACACCGUUGUUAAGAAACCAGUAGUUUGGUCUUUUUCAAAACUAAAAAAUUAUUUUGUCACGAGUGUUCCUCUUAAUUCAAAUGUUCGGUAUAUUCAUUUGAAAACAGUCAAAGAAUUAGCAGAUACGAUACUUGGUUUGUCAGCAAAUGAAAAUCCAACGAUUUUGUCAGUUCAGCAAAUAACGGAAAAAUGUAAAGUAAUUUGUGAUAACAAAAGUUUGUCUGAAGAAAAUGUCAAAUUGGCUUUACUCUGGAUUGGAAGAUAUAAAAGUAGUCAAUUGAGUAUUCAAUCUAAUCAUGUGUUGGAUUGUCUUCUAAAAAUAACGCCGACUGGCAUCAGUAAUUUAAGUGAAGUAGAGGAGGGUUUGUAUAAAAUAAAAGAAAGUGAGAAAAUUAUUUUAAAAAGGAUAGAGGAAUUAGAAAUCGAACGUAAUGAAAAUUUAACGAAGGUAAAGUCUUACAUAAACAGUGGACUUAGAGAGGUGGCGAAAACUUACUUGAGAAGAAAACAUGAACUUGAUAAGAGAAUAGAAAAACAUUCUGUUACGCUACAGAAUCUACAGAGUUUGAAAUUAAAUAUUUCUGAUGCGCACUCUAAUUCAGAAGUUCUACAUGCUUAUAAAAAAGGCAAUGAGAUUCUGAAAAACUGCGAAAAUACUGGAUUAUCUGCGACGAAUGUUCAAGAUACAAUGGAUGAUAUGCAUGAGAUAAUUGAAGAAUUGAAUGACAUACAGAAAGUACUGUCGGAACCUGUAAAAAUUGAUGAAUCAGAUCAGGAUCUGGAGGAAGAAUUAAAAGAAUUAAUGACUUCUGAUUCUUAUCUGCCUUCAGUACCUAAUUCUGAAAUCUCUGAUCUUGAGGAAAGGUUAUCGGAUUUGCGUUUUCCAGAAUAUCCCGUGCCUCCACAAUCAAAAGUUUCACCCACGAGCCACAGUGUCAAGACUUUAUUGUGAAUUAAUUGUUUUCUUCG
Microplitis demolitor is the source of this 1714-nucleotide messenger RNA. Its product is annotated as charged multivesicular body protein 7. The record is from RefSeq and is a predicted model, not a curated record. Gene Ontology annotation, cellular component: ESCRT III complex; multivesicular body. NCBI's taxonomy places the organism in Eukaryota, Metazoa, Arthropoda, Insecta, Hymenoptera, Braconidae. The transcript has 3 exons. Bases 393 to 1697 code for a protein of 434 amino acids. Gene Ontology annotation, biological process: late endosome to vacuole transport via multivesicular body sorting pathway; vesicle budding from membrane.